This is a messenger RNA of Leptopilina boulardi, 3969 nucleotides long. RefSeq lists its product as uncharacterized. The record is from RefSeq and is a predicted model, not a curated record. NCBI's taxonomy places the organism in Eukaryota, Metazoa, Arthropoda, Insecta, Hymenoptera, Figitidae. Bases 187 to 3393 code for a protein of 1068 amino acids. Gene Ontology annotation, cellular component: membrane. Gene Ontology annotation, molecular function: sugar transmembrane transporter activity. The transcript is spliced from 12 exons. Gene Ontology annotation, biological process: transmembrane transport; carbohydrate transport.
CAUAGUAAUUAGUGCAGUCAACGAUUUCUUCUAGUUCUUAUGGUCAUUCUCUUUCCACUUGUCGUACCUUCAAAGAAAGAAGUAAAAAAAAUUAUUUCCUUACAAUUUCAUUUGAUUAAUAAUAAAUGUUAGAAUACAUUUAAGACAAAAAUAAUUUUCCAAUUUUAUAAAAUAUUAAUAGCAGUAAUGGAAGGGACUGGAAUUCUUAGUAAUGUUCCAGUCAAACAGGAUGGAAAGAAACUUUGGCAAUAUCUCGCUGCAUCCGCUGCUUCAAUUUUGGCUCUUGGCGUUGGCACCGUAUUGGCAUGGUCGUCACCAGUUUUUGAUAUGUUAAAAAAAGAUGAUUCAUUUCUAAAAUUAACAACAUCAGAAGAAUCGUGGAUUGGCUCUUUACUUGCAAUUGGAGCAAUUGUCGGUGCUUUUCCAGCGGGAAAAAUUGCCGAUAUUAUAGGACGAAAAAAAUCAAUUCUUUCCUUGGCAGCACCAUUUCUUUUGUCAUGGACGAUUAUUCUUUUUGCAAACUCGGCAAUUAUUCUUUGUAUUGCCAGAUUUAUUGCUGGCAUUGGAGUUGGUGCUGCUUGUGUUUUGGUACCGACGUACAUUUCUGAAAUUGCCGAAGCAUCGGCUCGCGGUACAUUAGGAUCAAUUUUUCAACUAUUUUUAACUGCCGGCAUUGUAUUUUCAUUUCUCUUUGGAACACUAUUAUCUUACAUGGGAUUUACAAUUAUUUGUGGAAUGGUGGAGAUUGUCUUUCUCGCAUGUUUCUUUUGGAUGCCAGAGUCACCCGUUUGGUUGGUGGGUAAGAGUAGAAAUCCAGAAGCAACAAUUGCUAUGACUAUUUUAAGAGGAGACGUUUAUGACCAGAGUGCCGAGUUAAAUAGUAUACAAAGAGAAGUUGAAGACUCCUCUUCAAGAAGAAGCUCAAUAUUUGAUUUGAUUGGCAGUGUUGCAGCAAGAAAAGCCACAUUGGCUUGUUUAGCUGUGAUGAUCUUUCAGCAAUUGUCUGGAAUUAAUGCCGUCAUUUUCUAUACAAGUCAAAUUUUUAGCGAUGCAGGAAGUGACAUGGAUUCGGGUUUAGCAUCAAUUUUAGUUGCACUAGUGCAGAUGAUAAUGGCUGGAGUAGCGGCUGGCAUUGUAGACAAGGCUGGAAGAAAACCACUUUUGAUGAUUUCUUGUGCAGGAUGUGGAUUGAGUUUAAUAGCAAUUGGAGUUUAUUUCUUUUUGAAAGAUGAAGGAAGGGAUGUCAGCACCUUGGGAUGGAUUCCACUCUCUUCAUUAGUCAUUUUCAUGAUUGCUUUCUCAGUAGGAUUGGGACCAAUUUCGUGGAUGUUAAUGGGUGAAUUAUACACUGUUGAAUUAAAAGGAAUAGCCACCAGUUUAGCUGUUAUGGUCAAUUGGUUUUUAGUAUUUUUGGUAACUAGGACAUUUUCCGAUAUGAGCAAAGCAUUAGGAUCAGCAACGACUUUCUGGAUAUUUGCUGGCGUCAUGAUUUUUGCGACAAUCUUUACUCUAUUCUUCAUUCCUGAAACAAAAGGCAAAAGCACUGAAACUAUUCAAAAUGAAUUAAACGGUAUUAAAAGAACAAGGCCUGCAUCAACUGAUAUGAAGUUAAUAAAAACGUCGGUUAUAAUCAUUUUGCGAAUUAGUUUGACAAUUUUAUUCUUGAUAUUAAGUUACAGUGAUUAUAACCACGUAAAUUUGUGUUGUGGCAAGGCCGGUGAAAAAAAAAACUAUAAGCAACAGGGUCCGCGUAUUUGUGAAGUUGUAAUGACCCCCACCAAUCGUAACGAUGAAAUAGAGGGGCAAUAUAAAGAGUAUGUCUACAGCCCUGUACCAGUAAGUUCGACUUCGGCAGUGCACCUUCCUACCACCACCCUCACUAAUUUUCAUAAAACCAAUACCAGCAACGAGUCCCAGUGCGUUAAUUAUAAUAAAGGUUAUCAUCAUAAUUUUCAAGCAGAAAUGGCAGAAAAGGGUUCAAAAUUUCUUCAAUACCUUGCUGCCACUACUGGUAACCUAUGUAUUGUCGCAACAGGAGCAAUGCUGGGAUGGACAAGUCCAAUUCUUCCUCGAUUAACAGAAAAUAAUCCCGUGAAUCCUGACAAUCCUUUACAAUAUCCAAUUUCAAAGGAAGAAGCUUCCUGGAUUGGAUCGUUGGUACCGAUGGGAGCAAUUUUCGGCUGCUUUGCGGCAGGAAUUUUAGUAGAAAAAAUUGGCCGAAAAAAAGGUCUUUUGUUCAGCACGGUACCAUUUUUAAUUGGUUGGAUAAUGAUAGCAAGUGCAAGAAGUAUAUAUCAAUUAUAUGCUGCUAGAUUAGUUUUUGGUUUUGCCCUCGCAAUUCCCUUUACUAUUCUUCCCAUGUAUAUCGGUGAAAUCGCAGAAACGUCAAUAAGAGGUUCAUUAGGAUCCUUUCUGCAAUUGUUUAUAACAAUUGGUUUAUUAUUUUCCUAUGCAAUUGGACCAUACGUGUCGUACAUGGUUCUUUGGAUGGCAUGUGGUUCAUUGCCAAUAAUCUUUUUCAUUUCCUUUAUUUUUAUGCCUGAAUCUCCUUAUUAUCUUUUGGGAAAAGGACAAAAAGACGAGGCCAUAAAAUCACUGGCCAGAUUACGAGGAAAAAGUACAACCAGUGUACAAAAGGAAGCUGAUGAGAUGCAGGCUACAGUGGAUGCUGCAUUUAGAACACAGACAACCCUCUCGGAUUUAUUCAAAGUGAAGGCGAAUUUUAAAGCUCUGUUAUUCACCUGUGCAUUGGUGAGUUUUCAACAACUCACGGGAAUAAAUGUUGUUUUGAUUUAUGCCGAGAGUAUUUUCAAAAGUACGGGUACUGCACUUAGUACAUCACUGUCGACAAUCAUCAUUGGUGUUGUUCAAGUAUUGGCGUCUAUGGUGACACCACUCGUCAUUGAACGACUCGGACGAAGAAUUCUUUUAGUUAUUUCCGGUGUUGGAACUGCAGUCACCUUGGGUGCAUUGGGAUUGUUUUUCUUCCUAAAGAACGUGCAACACGCCGAUGUCGAGAGUAUUUCAUGGUUACCGGUAGUUUCCUUGGUGAUUUACAUUUCCCUUUACAGUAUUGGCUGGGGACCACUACCAUGGGCGGUCAUGGGUGAAAUGUUUGCAUCCGACGUCAAGGCAAAAGCAUCCGGGAUAACAGUUUUCGUAUGCUGGGGUCUUGCAUUCAUUCUCACAAAAUUCUUCAGUAACAUUGAAACUUUAUUUGGCUCACACACUGCUUUUUGGAUAUUCAGUGCAUGUUGUGUGAUAGCCGUAUUUUUCACGGUUUUAAUUUUACCCGAAACUAAGGGAAAAUCACUUCAAGAAAUUCAAGACGAAUUAAAUGGAAUUAGGCCCGCUGUUCCUAAUCUUGAGAGUGGAACUUCCUCUAAAUUAUAAGAUUUUUAGGGUAAAAAUUUUACAUUAAAAAUUUAAAAUUUUUCUUUUUUCUACCAUUUUUUUUUUUUUUUUUUUUUUUUUUUUUUAUUUCGAUUUUAAUUUUAUUUUCUGUUUGAAAAAUUCGAGUCUAAUUUUUUAAACUUUUCAUAAAAAUAUAUAAUGUUUUUGUACCAUUUAUGCAUUUCUGCGGGUACAUUAGGUAAUUUAAGAUUAGAAUAAAAAAAGCGCUGACUGCGAGUCAAUGCGAUAUGAAAUUUUGCGUUAUUUUAUAGAAUGCAAAAUAAUUUUCAUUAUAAACUUUGACUCGUUUUGAUAAACUAUAGUAUUUUGCAUCAUAUUUUGUUGCAACAAAGUUUCUACUAUUUUUUUAUUAUAUAAAAACAAUGUCCAGUAAAAAAAAUUCACAAAACGAAGUUUUUAAAAUAAAAAUACAAUCCUGGUGAUUUUUAACUGAAUAAUUCACCAUUUUACAGAGUGUUCAUCUGAAAAACUUAUUAAAAAAUAUUUUUCUGAAUAUUUAUUUUAAGCAGAUACGUUUUUAUAAAUUUAGAAAAAUUAAUUUCCAAAAAAAAGAGG